Melanotaenia boesemani (Boeseman's rainbowfish) is the source of this 2030-nucleotide messenger RNA. RefSeq names its product mannose phosphate isomerase (gene mpi). Gene Ontology annotation, biological process: GDP-mannose biosynthetic process; carbohydrate metabolic process. Gene Ontology annotation, cellular component: cytosol. The record is from RefSeq and is a predicted model, not a curated record. The transcript is spliced from 8 exons. Gene Ontology annotation, molecular function: zinc ion binding; mannose-6-phosphate isomerase activity. NCBI's taxonomy places the organism in Eukaryota, Metazoa, Chordata, Actinopteri, Atheriniformes, Melanotaeniidae. The coding region runs from base 68 to 1336 and encodes 422 amino acids.
AUAAACGUCACGCAGCUGCUCGACGCGCAGUAACGUCACCGGCGGUCUGACAGCCGACGUUGCAGCCAUGGAGGAAGUGAGAGUGUUUCCUCUGACCUGUCCUGUGCAAAACUAUGCAUGGGGGAAGGUUGCGCUGGACAGUGAGGUGGCCAAGCUGGUGGUUGGUGGAGACCCGCUCGCAGUCAUUGAGGAUAAUAAACCCUAUGCAGAGUUGUGGAUGGGUGCCCACCCUAAAGGUGAUGCCCAGAUUAAAGACAACAGGAUUGCACAGACCACCCUGGGCCAGUGGAUCGCCCACUAUCCCGCCUGCCUGGGCUCCAAGGUGAAAGACGCCUUCCAGGGUCAGCUGCCUUUCCUCUUCAAAGUGCUCUCUGUCAAUACAGCCUUGUCUAUACAGGCCCAUCCUAACAAGGAAUUAGCUGCCAGUCUCCAUGCCCAGUUUCCAGAACAUUAUCCAGACAACAACCACAAGCCAGAGAUGGCGAUCGCUCUUACCCGCUUCCAGGGCCUUUGUGGCUUCAGGCCGUUGGAGGAGAUCCUGGGCUUCCUUAAAAAUGUCCCAGAGUUCCACGCUCUGGUGGGUGAUGAAGCAACAGAAGAGCUCCGGUCCAGCAUCGGAGAUGAGCUUCGCACAAGCCAGGCGCUAAAGAGGUGUUUCUCAAGGAUGAUGAGGUGGGAGAAGAAGGUGUUCGUGGACGAGCUCAAUGAGCUGGUUAAACGAGUCACUGAAGAGGGUGCAGCAGGGAAGGACACGUCAAGCAGCAACGGUAACUUGUUGCUCCGCCUCCAUUCCCAGUAUCCUGGAGACAUUGGCUGCUUUUCCAUAUACUUCCUGAAUUAUGUGGUCCUGGAACCAGGCCAGGCUAUGUUCCUGGGGGCCAAUGAACCUCAUGCUUACCUUUAUGGAGACUGUAUCGAGUGCAUGGCCUGUUCAGACAACACCGUCCGGGCUGGACUGACUCGGAAAUACAUUGACGUUAACACCUUGUGUGAGAUGCUGAACUACAAGCCAGCUCCCGUCUCCUCCAAAAUCUUCCCCUGUGUCCAGGACCCCUCAGACCCUUGUGUAAUCCUGUAUGACCCCCCAGUGCCAGACUUUACUGUCAUUAAGAUUCAGGUCCCAGCCUCGGUGAAGGAGUACACAGUUGCUCCCGUUGACAGUGCUAGCAUUCUUCUGGUCAUCGAAGGCGACGCCACUGCAACCUGUCCCGCUGCUCUCUCUGACAUCACAAUGAGACGGGGUACCGUCCUGUUUGUCUCAGCCAAUGAGAGUCUGUCCCUGCACAUCACCUCACCCUCAGGGAUGACCCUGUUUCGAGCCUGCUGUCUCCUGUAAUUGUGACGUGACUUUGUGUGAAGGCUUCUACUACCUGUUACUUUGUGUUUUGAUGUCAAAUUAUCUUCGGUAUUAAUUGGGCCCAAUAAUUCAUGUGCACUACUUGGUAGGUAAUAUUAAAAAGUAAAGGCGCAUUCAAAUCCUGUUUGUUGAUGUUUGACACUGUGCCAGCUACAGCAGUGUUUCUCGAUCUGUGUCUAGUUUUAUCCCUUUAUAUUCCCGUAUUGGUGCAAAUACAAUUUAUAGAAAACCAGAAUGUUUGUACAACAUCGGUGCUGGACUUUUGACACAUUAAGUAACACAAAUUAAAUGUCUACAAUGUUUAAAAGACUAUCAUCGUCAGCUUCCAGUUAAACUAAACUGGUACAGUUAUGCGUUGUCUUUUUAACUUUAGCUCGAAUAAUUAAAUCUCUAGUUUUCAAACUCAUCCUCGUUAAUGUAACAACUGAGAGCAUAUACUGCAAUCCUGAGAUGCUUGUGCAUGCUUGAUUUCAAACGGGAACACUGUACUAAUGCUACGUCAGUCACAGUGAAGUAACCCCUACUCAUUUUGGAUGUUUUUUGACCUUUAAUGGUGCAUGCUUAGUCUGGAAACUUCAGAAAUAUAAACUAACCAGUAGCAGACAUGAAGGACUCUAAUUGUCCCAUUAAGCAUGACCACAUGAGGACCAGGAAUGCCAGUUAAUUUCAACUU